Penicillium brevicompactum is the source of this 342-nucleotide messenger RNA. RefSeq lists its product as uncharacterized. NCBI's taxonomy places the organism in Eukaryota, Fungi, Ascomycota, Eurotiomycetes, Eurotiales, Aspergillaceae. The transcript has 3 exons. The record is from RefSeq and is a predicted model, not a curated record. Bases 1 to 342 code for a protein of 113 amino acids.
AUGUCUUUCCCCGCCUCUAUCCGGGCCUCAUCCCGCCAAGCCAUCCGUUCCAACUUCGCCCUCCCUGCCUCUACAUUCCACACCUCAUCAGCGCGAAGCUUGAACGAGAAUGAUAGACACCGUGAAGACCUACCCAACCACUACGAAUCCCACAAGCAAGAGGUCCUCAAGGGAACCCAAGAUGGAAAGGGAAAGUGGAAGGCUGAGCUGGCGAGCACUAGCGAGCAGAAUGUGAGAGCGGAUCGGGGUGAAUAUGAUGGCGAACAUCCCAGUUUCGAGGCCAUGCAGCAGAAGACGAAACAUUUGCCUUAUGAGACUCACAAGCGAUCCGGAAAUAAAUAA